AUGCCAGCAGAAAUGACGAUGUUGGCCGACCACCCAGCCAGACAGCUGCUGGACUUCAGCCAGAAACUGGACAUCAACCUGUUGGACAAUGUCGUCAACUCCAUGUACCACGACAUCGGAUCCCAGCAACGAGUGGCCCAGGAAGUCCUCACCAACCUGAAGGACCACCCGGACGCCUGGACGAGGGUCGACACCAUCCUGGAGUUCUCUCAGAACAUGAAAACCAAAUAUUAUGCGCUGCAGAUCCUGGAGACGGUCAUCAAAACGCGCUGGAAGAUUCUGCCCAGAAAUCAGUGUGAAGGCAUCAAGAAGUACGUCGUUGGGUUGAUCAUCAAGACUUCCUCUGACCCUGCCAACAUGGAGAAAGAGGGGGUGUACAUUUCAAAGCUCAACAUGAUCCUCGUACAGAUCCUGAAGCAGGAGUGGCCCAAACACUGGCCCACCUUCAUCAGCGACAUCGUGGGCGCCAGCCGCACCAGCGAGAGCCUCUGUCAGAACAACAUGAUCAUCCUCAAGCUGCUCAGCGAGGAGGUGUUUGACUUCUCCAGUGGCCAGAUGACGCAGGUGAAGGCCAAGCACCUCAAGGACAGCAUGUGCAACGAGUUCUCCCAAAUAUUCCAGCUGUGCCAGUUUGUGAUGGAGAACUCCCAGAAUGCACCUCUGGUCCAGGCCACACUGGAGACUCUCCUGCGCUUCUUGAAUUGGAUUCCUUUAGGUUACAUCUUUGAGACUAAGCUCAUCAGCACGUUGGUCUACAAGUUCCUGAACGUUCCCAUGUUUCGCAACGUGACGCUGAAAUGUUUGACGGAGAUCGCCGGAGUGAGCGUCAUGCAGUACGAGGAGCAGUUUGUCAACCUGUUCACACUCACCAUGUGCCAGCUCAAACAGAUGCUGCCUUUGAACACCAACAUCCGCCUGGCGUACUCCAACGGGAAAGACGACGAGCAGAACUUCAUCCAGAACCUCAGCCUGUUCCUCUGCACCUUCCUCAAAGAGCACGGACAGCUCAUCGAGAAGAGGCCCAACCUGCGCGAGACGCUCAUGGAGGCCCUGCACUUCAUGCUGCUGGUGUCGGAGGUGGAGGAGACGGAGAUCUUUAAGAUCUGUCUGGAGUACUGGAACCACCUGGCGGCGGAGCUCUACAGGGAGAGUCCUUUCUCCACCUCCAGCACGCCGCUGCUGUCCGACGUCCCGCCGCGGCGACACCUCUACCUGCCCGUGCUGUCCCAGGUGCGCCUGCUGAUGGUGAGCCGCAUGGCCAAACCGGAAGAGGUGCUGGUGGUGGAGAACGACCAGGGAGAGGUGGUCCGGGAGUUCAUGAAGGACACGGACGCCAUCAACCUCUACAAGAACAUGAGGGAGACUCUGGUUUAUCUCACCCAUCUGGACUACGCCGACACGGAGCGCAUCAUGACGGAGAAGCUCCACAACCAGGUGAACGGCACCGAGUGGUCGUGGAGGAACCUGAACAUGCUCUGCUGGGCCAUCGGCUCCAUCAGCGGGGCGAUGCACGAGGAGGACGAGAAGAGGUUCCUGGUGACCGUCAUCAAGGACCUGCUGGGCUUGUGUGAGCAGAAGAGAGGGAAGGACAACAAAGCCAUCAUAGCGUCCAACAUCAUGUACAUCGUGGGCCAGUACCCUCGCUUCCUCCGAGCUCACUGGAAGUUCCUCAAGACCGUCGUCAACAAGCUGUUUGAGUUCAUGCACGAGACCCACGACGGGGUGCAGGACAUGGCGUGUGACACCUUCAUCAAGAUCUCCCAGAAGUGCCGGCGUCACUUUGUCCAGGUUCAGGUGGGCGAGGUGAUGCCCUUCAUCGACGAGAUCCUCAACAACAUCAACACCAUCAUCUGCGACCUGCAGCCGCAGCAGGUGCACACCUUCUACGAGGCCGUCGGCUACAUGAUCGGAGCCCAGACGGACCAGGCCGUCCACGAGCGCCUGAUAGAGAAGUACAUGCUGCUCCCCAACCAGGUGUGGGACAGCAUCAUCCAGCAGGCCACCAAGAACGUGGACAUCCUGAAGGACGCGGAGACGGUGCGACAGCUGGGCAGCAUCCUGAAGACCAACGUCCGAGCCUGCAAAGCCGUGGGGCAUCCCUUCGUGGUGCAGCUGGGGCGCAUCUACCUGGACAUGCUCAACGUCUACAAGUGCCUGAGCGAGAACAUUUCCUCCGCGGUGCAGACCAACGGUGAGAUGGUGACCAAGCAGCCUCUGAUCAGGAGCAUGAGGACGGUGAAGAGAGAGACGCUGAAGCUGAUCUCCGGCUGGGUCAGCCGCUCCAACGACCCUCAGAUGGUGGGGGAGAACUUUGUGCCCCCCCUGCUGGAGGCGGUGCUCAUCGACUACCAGAGGAACGUUCCGGCGGCGCGGGAGCCCGAGGUCCUCAGCACCAUGGCAACCAUCGUCAACAAGCUGGGCGUGCACAUCACGGGAGAGAUCCCCAAGAUCUUCGACGCCGUCUUUGAGUGCACUCUGAACAUGAUCAACAAGGACUUUGAAGAAUUCCCAGAACACAGAACCCACUUCUUCUACCUCCUGCAAGCCGCCACCUCGCAGUGCUUCCCGGCCUUCCUGUCCAUCGCCCCGGCUCAGUUCAAGCUCAUCCUGGACUCCAUCAUCUGGGCCUUCAAGCACACCAUGAGGAACGUGGCCGACACAGGUCUCCAGAUCCUCUACACGCUGCUGCAGAACGUGUCUGCGGAGGACGCGGCGGCGCAGAGCUUCUACCAGACGUACUUCUGCGACGUGCUGCAGCACAUCUUCUCCGUGGUCACGGACACCUCUCACACUGCAGGGCUGACCAUGCACGCCACCAUCUUGGCCUACAUGUUCAACCUGGUGGAGGAGGGGAAGGUCAGCGUCGCGCUGAGCGCCGCCAGUCCGGCCAACAACCAGGCGCACGUCCAGGAGUACAUCGCCAACCUGCUGAAGACUGCCUUCCCCCACCUGCAAGAUGCCCAGGUGAAGGUGUUCGUCACGGGGCUCUUCAGCCUGAAUCAGGACAUCCCCGCCUUCAAGGAGCACCUGAGGGACUUCCUCGUGCAGAUCAAGGAGUUUGCCGGCGAGGACACGACGGACCUGUUCCUGGAGGAGAGGGAGACGUCUCUGCGUCAGGCCCAGGAGGAGAAGCACAAGCUGCAGAUGUCGGUGCCCGGCAUCCUCAACCCCCACGAGCUGCCGGAGGAGAUGUGCGACUGAAGCGGCGGCGAGCGGCGUGUACAGGACGGCUCUGAAGGGGGCGGGAAUAGUUUUCUUUUCGAGUGUGUGUGCGUGUGAGUGAGCGUGUGUUUGAGAAGAGAAUGAGGGGCCGUGGGGACCCCAGCACUCGGUUGUACGUCGACCAAAUAAAUGUCAAUAUGUAAAUGCGCCCCCACCCCCCCUCCGACCCGCCAACCCUGGUGCGGAUUCUUCUUUCCUUUUUUUUUUUCUCUCAACAAACUUAUUUUAUACCAGUGUUUUUCUGUGAGUGUAAUAUGCCAUGUUUUGUUAAUUCUGUUGCUGAUUAAAGCUUUGUGUUUGGCCAUACGGUUACUUUACACCUGCAUGAAGUCAUAAGAAUUUAAGGUUAUUUUUUAAUCCCUUUACCUCUAUUUGUUAAUAUGUAAUAUAUAAUGUCUAAAGCGUUGACGGCCUGCUCUGGUUUCUGAAGUGCGCUGAGGGGGUCGACGUGUACUUCCUCGCUUUGCCUGGUUUCGGUUGGUCAGUGUGUUUCUCUGCCUCUCGGGCGGCGUCAGUUGGACCGCUCUGCGUUGGGGAUGAGGAGGAAGGCCGUGUGCAUUUCAUCCUGUUUGUAAAGCUGUCUUAGUACUCUGGAGAAUAUAAAGUUGGCUAUUUUUACAAAAAAAAAAAAAAAAACAAUCAAUCCAAACCGUGUGAGUCUGCGUCUUUUGGCCCUGAAGGUGACGGGAAACGAGUGAAGGAGGAACGCUGCAGCGCCGCGUCCAGGAAAUUGGGAUUUGUUUAAAUGACGUUUGUCUGUUGACUAAUUUCAAACAGUUUAAAGUUCAGACAGUUCACUAAGAAAGGGAACGAUCAGAAGCCUGUAGGAAGGUUCAUAGCAGGUUGCUUCUGGUGAACAUAGUCUAUAUUUUAGCCUCACAACAUACACACGAUAGUUUUAACAUGAGUCUGAUUUAGGGAUCCAACAGUUGUGUAAAUGUUGCACUGAUUACGUCAGGAAUUCUUGUACUUUUCCUUCCAUUACCUCAGAGCUCAAAGGUUUUUUACAAUAAAUGGAUUCCAGUGCUGGAAUGUAACCAGAAAGUACUGUUUUCGGGCUACUUCAUUUGAUUUCUAUCACGCUAGAUUGUUUUUAUGUUAAUAUUGCACUUUUUACUCCACAAAUUCGGUUGAUAAUUUAAGAGGCUUUAUAGAUUGAUGGAAAAUAUAAUACAACUUCUUAUCAAUAUAAUGCCAGUUAGAAUAGAACGCUAUUCUGAUGUGUAGAACCAACGAGGACAAACGUCUUCUAAUUGUCUGGUAACAGUCUGGACGUGUGAUUGAAGCUCAUCAUUGCACAUGUUCACUGCACGCUACGACAAAACGAGCUCACAAUGACGGAUGUUAAUAGAAGAGCAGUGACGGGAAAAUGUUGGUCAAUACUUAAUAAAUUCUGUGUAUGAGUGACCAUAAAAUCCUUCUGUGUUUCUGGCUUGUUUUGUCAUGUUUGAACCCUGAGUCUGAAAUAAAUGUUUGAUUGAUAAAGAUUGAA
This is a messenger RNA of Gasterosteus aculeatus aculeatus (three-spined stickleback), 4714 nucleotides long. The record is from RefSeq and is a predicted model, not a curated record. Lineage: Eukaryota; Metazoa; Chordata; Actinopteri; Perciformes; Gasterosteidae.